Molecule: messenger RNA, 1935 nt
Organism: Magallana angulata
Lineage: Eukaryota; Metazoa; Mollusca; Bivalvia; Ostreida; Ostreidae
Product: RNA polymerase II-associated factor 1 homolog
Exons: 13
Coding region: 68-1507 (479 amino acids)
Biological process (GO): transcription elongation by RNA polymerase II
Cellular component (GO): Cdc73/Paf1 complex
Molecular function (GO): chromatin binding; RNA polymerase II complex binding
Source: RefSeq, a predicted model, not a curated record
UUGGGUCAUUAGUGUAAUCAUAAUUUAGGCAUAUUCUCUUGAAAAAAGAAGUGGAAAACCAAAUAAAAUGCCACCAACAGUACAGUCAGGUCCAAGAGAUGACAGAGACCGAAAAAGACCAGGAGAGAGAAGAUCUGAGUUAGUGUGCAGAGUGAAAUACAACAACACUUUACCAGAUAUACCUUUUGACCCCAAAUUCAUCACUUACCCUUUUGAAACAAACAGAUUUGUAGAGUAUAAACCCACAUCAUUAGAGCGGAGCUAUAAAUAUGACCUUCUAACAGAACAUGAUCUUGGUGUGACAAUUGACCUCAUAAAUCCAGACACGUACCGGAUAGAGCCAGGAGCAUACCUAGAUCCAGAAGAUGAAAGACUAUUGGAAGAAGACCUCAAUACACCCACAGAUUCGAAAAGAUCUAGACAGCACAAUACUACGGUAUCAUGGUUGCGUAAGACAGAAUACAUUUCUACAGAGUACAACAGAUUCACACAGAAAUCAGAUAACUCCGAGAGAAAAGUUGGAUUUAAGAUAAAACAGAUCAUGAAAGAUGAAGACAUAUACAAAGACAGAGCGAGCCAGAUACAGGCCAUAGAUAAGACAUUUGAACAAGCCAAGGAAAAGAUCACCAAACAUUACAGUAAGCCUGGUGUGACACCUGUUGAAGUACUGCCAGUGUUUCCAGACUUUGAUCUGUGGAAACAUCCAUUUGCCCAAGUCAUUUUUGACUCUGACCCUGCUCCCAAGGGUCGGCCCCAGCCGGCUCAGAUGGAAGAGAUGUCUCAGGCCAUGAUCAGAGGUGCUGUUGAUGAAAACAAUGAGCAGUUUGUUGCAUACUUCCUGCCAACCGAGGAAACGCUAACAAAGAGAAAGCGAGAUUCAGAGGAAGGCGUGGAUUAUAAUGCUGAGGAUGAGUAUGAUUACACACUAGCCAGAGAAUACAACUGGAAUGUCAAGAACAAACUCUCCAGAGGUUACGAGGAGACAUAUUUCUUUGUGUUCAGAGAGGAUGGAAUGUUUUACAACGAGCUGGAAACCAGGGUGAGAUUGAGCAAGAGGAGAAAGACAGGAGGAGCACAGAUGGCCAAAUCUCGACUUAUCGUCAAACACCGAGAAGUGAAUGAGAGAGAGGUAGCAGCACAGAAUGCCCGAUUGAUGAUGUUGGAGCCCCAACAAGAGGAGGAGGAAGAAGAAGAAGCACAAGAGGAGCAGCUGGCUGGAUCAGAUGAAGAAUUCCGCAGUGGUAGUGAAGCAGGAAGUGUCAAAUCGGCUGGAAGUCGUCACAGCCGGUCAAGGUCACGUAGCGGUAGUCGCAGUCCAUCGCGCAGUGGAAGCAGGAGUCGCAGCAGAAGCAGCAGUCGAUCAUCUCGUAGUCGCAGCAGAAGUGCCAGUGGAAGCCGGAGUCCUUCACCAGCAAGAAGUGAGAGCGAACACGGCAGUGACAGUGACCGAGGGAAGAAGGACGAGGAGGAGAUCUUUGGGUCGGCCAGCAGCUCUGAUGAAGAUUGAAGGAGCUCUAUUGAAAAAGAACUCCUGGAGGAUUCUGUCAAAAUGGUGCAAUAACAUUUUUCGUUGGAAGCUAUAUUUUAUUCUUUGGAUUUUGUUUUUUUCUUUCUUGCACCAUAAACAUAGACCUAACUUUAAAAAAAUCCCAAAAAAAAUUUAUAUAAGGUGUAAUAAGUUCAAAAAUUUUCUAACAAUAUGUUUAGAAACGAGUUGAAGGUUCAGAAUAUUUAGUAUGUAUAGAAAACCUUCUGAUGCACCUUGGAGUUUAUUUCUUUAAAAUAAGUAUUGUUCUAAAAGACCAAAUAAGCAAAGAUACAUGGUAUUGAACAUGUUUGAUUUUAAUAUCAUCAUCAUAAUUUUGUCAAAACAUGCAUUUAAAACAUCAUUAUUCAUAUGUGCUUCAUGCCUGUAAAUAAAUCAGAGAUUUUGAA